CAAGGAUGGGGAGGCUGGAGUAAGGAGAGGUUUGCUAUCUUCGAAAGUGUCUCCCCACGACCAGGCCAAACUGUCGUUCCUCCACCUGCAGCGAUUAAGGAGUAUGUGAGCUCAUUGGGUGUUCAGAUGGACGUGAUGGACUCUAGAAACGCAGCAUCGACAUAUAACCUUCUCAUAGAGGAAGGACGAAGAAUCGCCGUCGCUUUGUGUCCUCUCGAA
This is a messenger RNA of Tremella mesenterica DSM 1558, 219 nucleotides long. RefSeq lists its product as uncharacterized. Gene Ontology annotation, biological process: mitochondrial respiratory chain complex I assembly. Lineage: Eukaryota; Fungi; Basidiomycota; Tremellomycetes; Tremellales; Tremellaceae. The record is from RefSeq and is a predicted model, not a curated record. The annotation marks the transcript as partial. The transcript has 3 exons. Gene Ontology annotation, cellular component: mitochondrial inner membrane.